CUCAGAUUUUUAUUUUACUUAUUUUUACUGUCAUUUCAGACCUGGUGGUGAAGAAUGAGGAGAGUGAAGAGGAGAAACAUCAUCAUGUCAAAACUGGAGAAAAAACUCUUUCAAUGUUUCACCUGCCGUCAGUGUGGAAAGAGUUUCACAUACAAAAACAGAUUUAAGGUUCACAUGAUGAUCCACACUGGAGAGAAGCCGUUCACAUGUGAUCAAUGUGUAAAGAGUUAUAAACAAUCAUCAAACCUUAAGAUACACAUGAAAAUCCACUCUGGAGAGAAACUAUGAAUGUGAUCAAUGUGGCAAAACAUUUUUGAAGGCUUCAACCCUGAAGAUCCACCUGAAAGUUCAUUCACAGGAGAAACCACAUUCAUGUGACCUGAAGGAGAAUGCUUAAUCUGAAUGCAGGUAAUAAUACACUUGGUCACUUGAUAUAUAUAUCACAAUACUCUUCUACAUAAUUCAAUAAGCUUCAAGGAACAAAAUCAAUUGAGAAGAACAAACAUGAUUACAUUGUUAAGAGUGGUUGCUAAGACAGAUGCAGCAACAUACACACUCAGUGGUGCAGCGGCAAUAAUGCAAUGCGGUCAGCUGAAUGUUUUCCAGAAAUUUACAAUGGCUUUGAACACGGCUGAACACAUAAGGGCCGGUACUAUUCGUUUUAUAAUGUGUGGUGACUCCUAGUUGAGGGUUGCGAGUCGUCUUUUAUUCAAGUGGAUUUCACUGCAGAGCCAAAUGACCUCCGGCUCCACCUCUCUGGAGCUCAAGGUGGAGCUUAACCUGUUUAAUGGGUGGAGAGAUAGGGUUAUGGGUGUGAACUACAUUAAGUGUAGUUCAUCUUCAGAUCCAGCAUAUUCAAGUUUAACACCACCAAAUGUGACACAAUAAUAAAAUCAAGCAAUAAGAUCUCUUCAAAAUAAAUUUGUACUAACAAGCUAUAACAAACGACAAGACAAAGAAACAUCAUCUAAAUUUGUCACAGUGAAGAAAGUUCAUCUUCAAGACCAGCAGUUUCAACUGUGAGAUUCAGAUCAACUCCAAGAUGGACAAUAUUUGUUCAGGAAGCUGAAGAAGAAGCUGGUUAAUUUUUAACUUGAUCUUUAAAAAACUAGUUAUUCUUCCACUUAUAGCGUAUCUAGAGAAAACAAAUGUAAGAUACUGUCAUGUAGGUUUGCAACUGGUCUUCACUUUUAUUCUUUUGCUAUCUUGUUAGUUAAUAAAGAGAGAAAUGUCUCAUUUGUUUCUACUUUUUUUUCUUUUCUUUUUUUUUUUUUUUGCUUCUCAUGGUAUUAAACUUCAAAUUAUAUGCUGAUUCUUGCAUCAAGAAUAGUUAGUAUAAUUCAUAAUUUGUUCACAAUUUGUUACAUCUAAAAGCCACAAGAUGCAAUUAUUUUUGUUAUAUGUUUUGUAGUUGUAAGCAUGUAUUUGGCACGUUUUUUUUUGUAUUUGGCACGCCCCUCGCGGCGAUGACGUCAUCACUAGCGCGCUCCCCUCAGCGUCGAGUCUUCUGAGCUAAAAAGAAGAAGGUUUUAUUAAGUCUGUUUUUCUUCACAUACAAAACGAACGACAUGACCAGCCAGAGACAUCUACAGGAUAUAGAUCUGCUCCUCCUCCUUCAGUGAAGCUCCUCCCACUGCAAUUCACCAAUAAAUGCUGGAAUAUUCCCAUCAGUCUACAAGUGAAGAUGAGCAUCAAACCAUCAGGAAGAGCUGAAAUCUGCAAAGACAGAGUUUAUUGAAGGACAGUGAGAAGAUGAGAGAUCCAGAACACUGCAGAAUGAAACAAAGAGACCUGAUGGAGGAGAGUGAAGAGGAGGAACAUCAUGAUGUCAAAACUGGAGAUAAAACUCAAUCAAAUACUGAAAGUAUUUCUUUACUCAAAAAAUGUUUCACCUGCCAUCAGUGUGGAAAGAGUUUCACAUACAAAAAGAGUGUCAAGGUUCACAUGAGGAUCCACACUGGAGAGAAACCGUUCACAUGUGAUCAGUGUGGGAAGAGUUUUACACUACAAGGACACCUUAAGAAACACAUGAGGAUCCACACUGGAGAGAAACCGUUCACAUGUGAUCAGUGUGGGAAGAGUUAUAGACAACAAUGGUCCCUUAAGGAACACAUAAACAUCCACACCGAAGAGAAGCUGCACGAAUGUGAUCAAUGUGGAAAAACAUAUUUGAGGGCUUCAGGCCUGAAGAUCCACCUGAAAGUUCAUUCACAGGAGAAACCACAUUCAUGUUCUUUGUGUGGAAAGAGUUUUUCACUACUGCAGAAUUUAAAAGUACAUCAGAAAAUACAUACUGGUGUAAGAAAUCAUAUGUGCUUUGAGUGUGAGAAGACUUUUAUUAGAGCUGCAGAUUUGAAAAAGCACCAGAGAAUUCACACUGGAGAGAAACCGUUCACAUGUGAUCAGUGUGGGAAGAGUUUUACACUACAAGGACACCUUAAGGAACACAUGAAAAUCCACACUGGAGAGAAACCGUUCACAUGUGAUCAGUGUGGAGUGAGUUUCAUACAAAAAGGAAGCCUUAAGAUACACAUGAACGUCCACACUAGAGAGAAACUGCAUGAAUGUGAUCAAUGUGGCAAAACAUUUUUGUGGGCUUCAGGCCUGAAGAGCCACCUAAAGGUUCAUUCACAGGAGAAACCACAUUCAUGUUCUUUGUGUGGAAAGAGUUUUUCACAGCUGCAAAGUUUAAAAGAACAUCAGAAUAGACAUACUGGUGUAAGAGAACAUAUGUGCUUUGAGUGUGAGAAGACUUUUAUUUCGGCUGGACAUUUGAAACGGCACCAGAGAAUUCACACUGAAGAGAAACCUUACAAGUGUUCACACUGCGACAAGAGAUUCAGUCAGUCAGAGAACCUGAAAACACACAAGGUGAUCCACACUGGAGAGAAACCGUAUCACUGCACUGCAUGUGGGAAGAGUUUCACUCAUUCAUCUUCUCUACACAGACAUACAAAACACAAUCACAAACUGGAGUCCAACCCAAGUCCUAACCAGCCACAACGAGUGACAGGACAAAGAAAAUUCAUCUAAUUUGUCACAGUGAAUCAAGGUGAUCUUCAAGAACAGAAGUUUCAACUGUGAGAUUCAGAUCUACUCAAAGAUGGACAUUGUCUAAAAGAUUCAUUUUUGUAUAUCACUUUGUUUAAUGGUGUACAUAUUAAAAACAAUUAUUAAGCAUAAUUAGGUUUGUGUUCAAUUAUCUUAUCAUAUGUAUCGCCUGUAGUUUACACUUUUAAGAAGGAAAGUAGAAGGUUUUUACAGGUUGAGACUGUUCUUUAUCAGUAAGCUGAAGAAGAAGCUGAUUUAAUUUUAAAUUAUUCAUUGUUUUUAAAACUAGCUAUUCUUCCACUUAAAGUUUAGUUAGAAAAGACAGAUGUAAGAUAUGCUGUCAUGUAGCUUUGGAGCGGUUCUUCACUUUUAUUCUCUUGAGAUGCUUUGCUGUCUUGUUAGUCAAUAAAGAGAGAGACUCAUUCAUUUCUACUUUUACUUACUUUUUAAGUUAUUGUCUACUGAUUCUUCUUGCAUCAAGAAAAAAUAAAUGAUUUGUUACAUCUAAUAGCCAUGAAAUACACUUAUUUUUGUUUUAUUGAUGUUUUGCCG
Molecule: messenger RNA, 3603 nt
Organism: Megalobrama amblycephala (Wuchang bream)
Lineage: Eukaryota; Metazoa; Chordata; Actinopteri; Cypriniformes; Xenocyprididae
Product: zinc finger protein OZF-like
Exons: 7
Coding region: 1753-3033 (426 amino acids)
Source: RefSeq, a predicted model, not a curated record